Cottoperca gobio is the source of this 2828-nucleotide messenger RNA. It is a transcript of the gene acp2, whose product is annotated as acid phosphatase 2, lysosomal. Gene Ontology annotation, molecular function: acid phosphatase activity. Gene Ontology annotation, biological process: dephosphorylation; lysosome organization. Bases 240 to 1559 code for a protein of 439 amino acids. The record is from RefSeq and is a predicted model, not a curated record. NCBI's taxonomy places the organism in Eukaryota, Metazoa, Chordata, Actinopteri, Perciformes, Bovichtidae. Gene Ontology annotation, cellular component: lysosome. The transcript has 13 exons.
GUGUCAAGUCAGCUAACAAUACGUAGGCUAUUUGCGAGUUUAACAAUAUUUGCCAUUUUUAGUAAUACAAAUACGGGCGAAAAUUCAGUAUACUCUUCAUUUUUUUUGCUGGAUAUAUCUUUAUUUUAAACGCUUUAUGCACCCUCAGACUUGCACGUUUUUUUUGGUUAAACCUUUACGCUACAUUUUAUGCUUCAACGUCCGAUGUAGUUGAGGCUGAACUAACCGUAGUAGACUUGAUGCGGCUCAGACAGGAGGCAAUCGGUCUUCAGUGGUUAGCCCUUUAUAGAGACGGAAACAUGGUGUCCUCUGCGGUGCUAUUUGUUUUAACGGUUGGUUCUAUCUGUGGAGAAGCUGCUGCAGAAAGACAACUAGUAUAUGUCACUGUGCUGUUUCGACACGGUGACCGGUCACCAAUCAAACCCUUUCCCACCGACCCUCACCAAGAGAGCGACUGGCCUCAAGGCUUUGGACAGCUAUCACAGGAGGGGAUGAGGCAGCACUUUGAUCUGGGCCACUUUCUGAGGAAGCGAUACAAAGGCUUCCUUAACGAGUCCUAUGAGAGACACGAGAUCUCAGUUCGCAGCACAGACUACGAUCGCACCCUGAUGAGUGCAGAGGCCAACCUCGCAGGUCUCUACCCCCCCGCUGGUGAGCAGGUCUUCACACCGAACUUGCCGUGGCAGCCGAUACCUGUACACACGGUGCCUCAAAGUGAAGAGAGGCUUCUUUCUUUUCCACUGGGGGACUGUCCUCGCUACAAACAGCUGAUGAAUGAAACUGAAAACACAGAGGGAUUUAUUAAUGUCACCACGACAUACCAGGACAUCAUAGAGCUGGUGAGGAAUAAAACAGGGCUGAACAACACUAAUGUGGAGACAAUCUGGAGCGUGUACGACACACUCUUCUGUGAGUCCUGUCACAACAUGUCAGCUCCUGACUGGGUGACUCCCGACGUCAUGGAGAAGCUCAGAGUGCUCAAAGACUUUGGAUUUCAGAUCACUUUCGGGUUCUACAAACAAGAAGAAAAGAGCCGGCUGCAGGGAGGUAUCCUAUUGGGUGAAAUAGUGAAGAAUCUUUCCAAGAUGGCCGUCCCAGAUACGAAACUGAAACUGAUGAUGCUGUCAGCGCACGACACCACUGUCGCUGCUCUUCAGUCCAGCCUGAAUGUGUUCAAUGGAAGACAGCCGCCAUAUGCCUCCUGUCAGAUAUUUGAGCUGUACAAGGAUGAUAACGGCUCUGCUUCUGUGUCGAUGUUUUACCGGAAUGACAGCACAGUGGCGGCGUUCCCUCUGCAGUUGCCGGGCUGCUCCCUUGACUGCCCUCUAGAUGAGUUUGUGAGAAUUACAAAGCUCUCUAUUUCAGAAGACCGAGAGAAAGAGUGUCAAGUGCCUUCAAAGGGGAGAGAUAAAGAGGUGAUCGUCAGCCUGGCCGUGUCCGGCUCUCUGCUCCUCUUCCUCAUCGUCAUCCUCCUCUGCGUUAUUUGUUGGCAGAAGGAGCCAAUCGGCAACCGGGGAUACCACCACGUGAUCAACCAGGACGCCAGAGAGGAAUCCUGACAGAAGCACAAACUCCUCCCUCGGAGAUCGGCGAGCCUGGCAUCUUGGGACAGCAGCGAUGACGAUGGACUUUGAACUGUAAAACUCCAUAAAGGGACAUUUUGAUGGUUCAUCAACACGUUCGGGACCAACAACAAUUAGGUUUGUUUUGGGUGAGAUGGAUUUUAGAGAAGCAAAAUGUUUCCUUAUCACUCUUAACUAGCAUGAGUGAGGAGUGAGGUGUUGUUAGAGGGACCAGGACCGGUGAAGAAAGCCCAGCAGGGACAAGCUUUUGUAUCUCAACAGUUUGUCAGCUGAAGUACCUGCUGUGUCCCACGUCGUCUAAUCUCCAAUCAGCCAAAUAAUAUCUACAUCCAUGUCCCAGAGUUCUACUUGGAAAGACACUGUCCGUCGUUCAGUCUGGGUAUCUUUGUGCUUUUUUGGGACUUGAAUGGCUGCACAAAAGUUUGAUUCAAUGCAGAAAAUGUUGAUACAGUUGUGAUAUUUAAUAAUGUAAUUAUGGGUCUGGAUGUGACGGACACUGGUGAGUGGAGACUUUACUUUAUUACAAAAAGUGUAACAUUUUGACUUAAAGCAUUUUUAGUCACUUAGUUUUAUUUAAGACUGAAUCGCAGCACAGAAUGUUUCCAGAACUGUGUCCACAAGAGAAAGAUCGUGUGUGUGUGUGUGUGUGUGUGUGUGUAAUCUGAGGCCUAAUGACCACGGUGCCUUAAAUAAUAUUUGUAUGGGGUGUUUUUGUUCUAAUGUAUCUCAUCAUUUGUAGGAUUUCAAGCUUUUGAUUUGAACUGUCAUUCCCCCAGAGACAGCUGACUUGAGCCUCAUGAGAGGAAGCAUCCACCCCAACUGUCCUUCAGCAAGUCACUAAAGCACCAGCAAAAUACAUUUCUACUUUUUUUUUGUGUCAACAAGAAUCAAAUGAGUUUUGCGAUCAUGUAAACCAGCUGUCUGCAGAUCGAGCGUCCAUAACAACAGAAUAUGUUUACUUUCUUGUCUUAUGAAAAAGUGGAUAUGAAUACUUUGUAAACACUGGAAAUUGGUACGUGUGUUAUUAAAUCUCGCUGCCUUUAAAAGUCAGCUUUGAAUUAUUUUAAAAAUAAAACAAACUGUUUUGUCUUUGAGCCAAUCAAUUCAAAUGAAAAGAAAAUAUAUAUUACAAUAAGUAUAGAUCACAGAGCAGACCUCACCAUGAUCAUGUUUUUCUUGUUUGUCUACUCAACUUGGCAGUGAGCUGGUCAGCUGCUGUCUUGACUUGAUUUCAGAUGUUCCUUA